AUGGGAAGAUCUCCUUGCUGUGAGAAAAUUGGUUUGAAGAAAGGAAGAUGGACUGCUGAGGAAGAUAAGAUCUUAACUGAUUAUAUACAGGAAAAUGGUGAGGGAUCGUGGAGAUCUUUGCCAAAGAAUGCAGGGUUGUUGAGAUGUGGGAAGAGCUGUAGAUUGAGAUGGAUAAACUACUUGAGGUCAGAUGUGAAGAGAGGUAACAUCACUCCACAGGAGGAAGAAAUCAUUGUCAAGCUGCAUGCUGUUCUUGGUAACAGGUGGUCGGUAAUAGCGGGGCAUUUACCGGGAAGAACAGAUAAUGAGAUAAAAAACUAUUGGAAUUCUCAUUUAAGGAGAAAAAUUUACUGUUUCAUGAAGUCAUUAAAUGAAUCACUUCCUCCCAUUGACCUAGCUGCUGUAAACCUAGCUGCUGCUUCCAAGAGAAGAGCAAGUAGAGGAGCUUUAACAACAACAACUCAACAUGCACCAAAGCAAGAUCAAACCACAAACAACAAGAAAGAUGAGGUGCUUCAAGUUCAACUGCCAACAACACAUAAAACAAAAGCAAAUGCUUAUAGGGCAGAAGAAGAGCUACAACAACAAGGUUACAAUACAAGUAACUCAUCAUUUCCUAACAUGAGUGAAUUAGUUGAUACUUUGGAACCAUAUGAAUGGUUGGAUGAUGAAAUUAUAAAACUAGGUUAUAUGUUUGAAAGUGGAGUACUUGUUAGUCCAGAUCAUAUGAAUAAUGAGAAUAAUAAUAAUAUUGUAACAAGUGAGGAUAAUAUUAUUCUAGAUCCUAAUUGUGGAGUACUAGUGGAAAAUCAUGAUGGUGGUUUUUGGAGUUCAUCAAAUGGUGCUGAAAGUGGAGAGUGGAAUAAUAGUAUUAAUAACAGUACUAGCUGUAAUUCUUCUGUAAAUUCUGUUUAUGAUUAUCAGUGGCCUGAUAUACAUUUAGAAGGUAGUAGUUUUCAACAAUGGGACCUAUGUGAACAAGAUCAAGAUGUUAAUUGCUUCUGGGAAACUCCUAAUUAUCAAGUAAAUGGAUUUUAUUAG
Messenger RNA from Lathyrus sativus (Indian pea), 1041 nucleotides. NCBI's taxonomy places the organism in Eukaryota, Viridiplantae, Streptophyta, Magnoliopsida, Fabales, Fabaceae. The record is from the annotation of a GenBank genome assembly.